Molecule: messenger RNA, 902 nt
Organism: Manihot esculenta (cassava)
Lineage: Eukaryota; Viridiplantae; Streptophyta; Magnoliopsida; Malpighiales; Euphorbiaceae
Product: peptidyl-prolyl cis-trans isomerase CYP22
Exons: 7
Coding region: 16-687 (223 amino acids)
Biological process (GO): protein peptidyl-prolyl isomerization; protein folding
Cellular component (GO): intracellular membrane-bounded organelle
Molecular function (GO): peptidyl-prolyl cis-trans isomerase activity
Source: RefSeq, a predicted model, not a curated record
UUCUGAACACCGUAUAUGUACCGCAGAAAGCCCAAAAAGCUGCAGCAUAGAAACACUGAUACUUGUAGACGCGAAGCUUCAAGAGAACUGUACUCUCUGCUUCUCAUGGCGUCCGGAGGCAACGCAGCUGCUGGUACAGGGAACGUGGAAUGGCAUGUGAGGCCUCCAAACCCUAAAAACCCAAUUGUUUUCUUCGAUAUUACCAUCGGUACCAUCCCUGCCGGUCGCAUCAAGAUGGAGCUCUUCGCUGAUAUUGCCCCCAAAACCGCGGAAAAUUUCAGGCAGUUUUGCACUGGCGAGUACAGAAAAGCAGGAUUGCCUGUUGGUUACAAAGGGUGCCAGUUCCAUAGGGUGAUUAAGGAUUUCAUGAUUCAAGCUGGUGAUUUUCUCAAGGGUGAUGGUAGUGGAUGUGUUUCGAUAUAUGGACACAAGUUUGAGGAUGAAAACUUUAUUGCCAAACACACUGGUCCUGGUCUACUGUCAAUGGCAAAUAGCGGACCAAACACAAAUGGUUGUCAGUUCUUCAUCACUUGUGCAAAAUGUGACUGGCUUGACAAUAAACAUGUUGUGUUCGGGAGGGUGCUUGGAGAUGGUCUUUUGGUUGUCCGAAAGAUUGAGAAUGUGGCUACAGGACCCAACAACCGGCCUAAACUGGCAUGUGUUAUUGCUGAAUGUGGGGAAAUGUAGAAAUUGAUUCAAGAACAGAGCUUUCCAGGAUUUAUUGCAAACACUUCUAUAACCUCUAUUGGAUCAAUUCCUGACCGACUGAUCUUUGGCUUACAUUGUUGCUCCUGUCAGUAAGAAAUAUGCAUUUGAAGUUUAUAUUGCUCCUUGGACAGCCUGUGAAAAUGAUUUUGCUUAAACCUUAUGAACAUUUCAAUUUUAGAGUGAUUGUUGGAUUA